GUGAUUUACAGAACCCUCCCCAAGUGGCAGUCCCUGGAUCCGUUUGGGCUCGAGGGCCAGCAGCAGCUUAGGGUGACCAACAUCCGAAUCCGGUUACUGAAGCAUCAGCCGUGUCCCUGCCAGGCCAAAGACCUCGCCUCCGCGCAGGAAGCCCGUCCUGCUCGACACUUCGCCGUCUACGACCUGAUAGUGAAAGGGAGCUGCUUCUGCAACGGCCACGCCGAGCAAUGUGUCCCUGCGCCGAAAUACCAGCCCGCCAGAGACCGGACCCACCACGUGGUCCAUGGGAAGUGUGUGUGCAGACACAACACGGCAGGUGACCACUGCGAUCGCUGCGCUCCUCUCUACAACGACCGACCCUGGCAGCCCGCCGACGGCCUGACGGGCGCUCCGCACGAUUGCCGGAAGUGCAAGUGCAACGGACACGCUCGAAGCUGCCGUUUCGACUGGACGGCGUGGCGAGAGUCCGGCCAGCGGAGCGGAGGUGUGUGCGACUGUCUGCACAACACCGAAGGGCGGCAGUGUCAGAAAUGCAAAGUCGGUUUCUACAGAGACCCCCAGCGACCUCAAACUGCCCCGGACUCCUGUAAACGUGGGGAGUACUUGGUGGCGGGCCAUUUGGACCGUAAGCAGGGUCGCCUCCUGGUUAACAUGAAGAGCUUCGUCAAGCCCUGGAAAGCCAGUUUAGGACGAAAAGUCCUAAUGCUGCUCGCAAAAGACUGCAACUGGUAGAUGACCAGAAGACCGGCGGAAGGGACAAAAGACGUGACAGACAAGACUGUUUCUGGGCAAACAAAGCCAGCAGUUUUUGCUCCUGUUCUUGAGGUUUUGGAGGAUUGAACUGAGUCGAUCGGACCACUCCACGUUUCUGCUGUUGUCCACUGAAGCCACGGCUGGACGACAAGCUUAAGGCACACAGGAUGUAUCUUAUUAAGACAUCUCUGCCUUACAUUUGAGCUUUCACUCCAUGUUCCUGUGUACUGUAGGAGCAUGCAGCUCAAAAAAAAAACUUUAUGACUAAUAUUGAGUGUGUGAACGCACCGUGAACACGUCCAUGUUCAUUGCAACACAAAAAAAUCCUCCUCUUCAGCACUUUAGCCUAAGAUGGCCUGAGAAAACAUGGAUGCACAAAGAAAGGAGGAUUAAGCACACUUGGACACAACGAUGUAGCUCUUCUGUUCUCUUUAUAAUGGACACACGCUCUACACAGAGUGCCACUGAACAAGCCAUACAAGCCACUACAGGUGGUUAAAUCUGUAGACAGUCCAGGUGUGCCUGUGUUGAAAUCACAGCAAAACUGAGUGUAUUUGCCUGAUUGUGUGUGAGAGAGAGUGGUUGAAAAAGCAGUAUACUUUAGAGCAGAGUGAUUCAGUCCAGUUCUUUAGCUUCUCUGUAGGUUUGAAACCAUCCGAUGUUUGUGAUUCAUAUUCUCCUUCACUUACGUCACACUGCUGAACUCAGAAAUAUCAUUCCUUUGUGCUCAUGUACAGUGUAUUUUGUAUAUACCUAUAUAAAUAUUUUUGCUUGUCUCUUUGUUUUUGUUAAUGGUAAUAUUAAAAAAGAUAAAUCCAUUCUGUUAUAA
Molecule: messenger RNA, 1582 nt
Organism: Austrofundulus limnaeus
Lineage: Eukaryota; Metazoa; Chordata; Actinopteri; Cyprinodontiformes; Rivulidae
Product: netrin-4
Biological process (GO): animal organ morphogenesis; axon guidance; tissue development
Cellular component (GO): laminin trimer
Molecular function (GO): protein binding
Source: RefSeq, a predicted model, not a curated record